Arthroderma uncinatum is the source of this 1989-nucleotide messenger RNA. RefSeq names its product pi-transporter A-1. The record is from RefSeq and is a predicted model, not a curated record. The transcript is spliced from 3 exons. Bases 1 to 1989 code for a protein of 662 amino acids. Gene Ontology annotation, cellular component: membrane. Gene Ontology annotation, molecular function: transmembrane transporter activity. Gene Ontology annotation, biological process: transmembrane transport. NCBI's taxonomy places the organism in Eukaryota, Fungi, Ascomycota, Eurotiomycetes, Onygenales, Arthrodermataceae.
AUGACAGACUACGGUCCCCGGGCGCCCCAUGGACCCGACAUGACGGGCACCCACGACCCGCUUGUCGACAUGCGGCUCCACGAGAAGGAGGCCUUCGACACCUUCAUCCGCCCAGACGACUCGUACACGCCCGAGGGAGUCUACUGGGCCGACCUGCCGCUCCUGAAGAAGAUCAGGUUCGUCACCGCGGUCGACAUGGAGGAGUCCAAGAAGGAGGUCUCCUCCUUCUGGGAGAUGUUCAAGAACGAUCCAUUGGCGCCGGUGGCCUUUUACUUUAAGAACAUGGUGCUUCCCGGUGCUGGUCUCGGGCUGGAAGGAUACGUGCUGUUCUCCAUUGGCAACAUCAAGCCACUGUUCCAGAAGUCGUUUCCGGACUGCUGGAAGAGCCACAAGACAUGUGACCCCACCUGGCUUGCGGCUGUCGAGUACCUUGAGAUUUGCGGUAUCAUCGUUGGCCAGAUACUGGUCGGUGUGCUCGGUGACUGGAUCGGUCGUCGAUGGGGUCUGAUUCAGGAUGCGGUGAUCAUGUUGCUAGGUCUUAUCAUGCUUACGGCGGCCUGGGGUGUCACACAGAACGGCUGGGUUAUCUGCUACGUCUGGUCGCUCUUCUUCUACGGAAUCGGUGUCGGUGGUGAAUACCCGAUGACAGCUACCUCCGGCAUGGAGAACGCGGUCGGCUCAGGAAAGGUCUCUACCAAGGAAGAUCGUCUUCACCGUGGUCGCAAAGUUACGUCUGCCUUCCUUAUGCAAGGGUGGGGCCAGUUCUUCAACCAGGCCCUCCUCAUCCUCCUGCUCCUCAUCUUCCACCACGGCAGCGGGAACCCGCCAUACUCUACCGUCUCAGCUCAGUGGACCUACCGUGUCUCCUUCGCCAUCCCGGCCGUCGGAACCCUGUGGCUGGUCUACUACAGAUACUACAAGAUGCGGGCCGCCAGUAAGCAGCUAGUCAUUGCCAAGGCCAAGUCUAGCGUCACUGGCUACGACACCGAGUCCCUGCGCCUUACCUUCAAGCACUUCGGAUUCCGUCUACUUGCCACUGCCGGUACCUGGUUCGCCAACGAUGUCUUCUUCUACGGCAACAAGCUCUUCCAGUCCGAGUUUAUCAGCGUCAUCUCCCCGCACACCACCUCCGUCAUGCCAGGUUGGCUGUACAACCUGCUCAACGUCGGUGUCUCCCUCUGUGGUUACUACCUUGCUUCUUUCCUCAUCGAUAACAAGCUCUACGGCCGCAAAUGGAUGCAGAUCGUCGGUUUCAUGAUGGACUUCGUCUUCUUCAUCAUCCCGGCUUUCAACUUUGAAUACUACACUUCCCCAGAGCACAUCAGGGAGUUCCAGGCCAUGUACUUCCUCUCCUCCUUCUUCAACCAGUUCGGUCCCAACUCCGUCACCUUCCUCGUCGCAGCUGAGGUUUUCCCCACCCCCAUCCGUGCCACCGCCCACGGUUUCGCAGCUGCCAUCGGCAAACUCGGCGCCCUCACCGCAGCAAUCAUGUACAGCUACAUCUCCACCACCCAGAAAUUCCACGUCGUCCCCUGGUUCGGUCUCGCCGGUGUCAUUCUCACCUACCUCUUCCUCCCCGAUACCACCGGCCUCGAUCUCAAGGAACAAGAGCGACGAUGGUUCUAUAUCCGCCAGGGCAAGGAGUCCGAAUACCACGGUCCCGCCGUCCAUCCCAAGCAUCUUUCUGUCUACGAGCGCUGGAGAGGAGCAGGCAAAUACUACGAUGCCGAAGCUGAUUAUAAGCAGAAGGUCGCUGAGAUGCGUCACGAGUGGGUUGCUGCCCAGGAACGCAAGACGGACGAGAAGAGCGGUUUCGAUCUCGAUGAGCACCAUGAUUACGAGCCCGUACAUCACGACGUGCACAAGUACUUUGAGCGUACAAGUCCGAUGAUCCUUGGACGUGAGAAGAACGUUCCAUUGAGUGAACAGCUCCCAUCGCCUCACGAUAGUGGGAACGACGAGGUUGUUGAACAUCCUCACCAGGAAUAA